GCGUUUAUGUUUAAUCGUCCAAGGAAGGUAAUGGAAUCCGAUAUAUGUUUAUUGUGCUUAGAGCACAAGGAGCGCCUGAAAGUGCCUCGCAAAGUAUUCGAAACAACUGUUAUCAACACUAUUAUCCGGCACUUUUGGUUCGCCCCAGAAGAUGCAGAGAAACAUUCUGUUUGUAACGAUUGCUGGCAACAAGUGAACGAGUUUGAUAAGUUUUACAAAACAGUGGAGAUGUUACAUGAGUAUCGAGUAUCGAGUAUCAAGGUUUCUGCAGAAUGCGCCAAACCAUCGUUCAGUGUGCUAGAACCGGAAGUAGGGCGCUGCACAUCCUGGUAUAAGGAAUUUCAUACAGAGCAAUCACCUGACAAAAUCAGUGUUUUUGAUGCCGUCUUAGUGGAAGAGGAAGAGUCGCAAAUCGAUCAAUUUGACGAUCCAGGUGAUAUGGGCUUAAAUCAACCACUGGACAAUACUACGGAUACCAAGAAAACAAACGGUACACUCGGUAGUAAUUUCGAUGUUGUUCAGUCAAAAGAAAAGCAAGAGCAAGAGUUGCAAAUCGAUCAGUUAGACGAUGAAGAUGAUUUAGAUUUCGAAGAUAAAGCAGAUGAUAGCACGAGCAUUGAAGUUCAUGAAAACGCUUGGUUAAAGAUAAGUGUAUUAAAUGUUCCAACUAAUUCGUUGUACGAAGAAGAUUCGCAUUCAGAACAUUCGGUUUGUCUCACGGAUGCUGAUAGUAAGACAUCCGAUUCCGACAGUGAAAAAAUACUGAACAAAUAUGAUGAACCAGCUACCGAAAAGCAAACCCGUGCACCGGGAAGCGAACCCUACAUAUGUAAAACCUGUAGUAAAACUUUUGUGAAACAAUUUCAACUGGAUGCUCACGAACAAUUUUGCAAACGUUACAUCUGCAAGGACUGUGAGCUUGUGUUCUUCAAUUUGAAAGAACUGAUUUCGCACCGAAAACAUCAUAAUCCACCGAAAAGAAAGGACCCUGACCAAGACCGAGAAAUUUAUCAAUGUACGGACUGCUCGAAAUGUUUUCCAUCCGAAGUAGCUGUGGAUAGGCACAUCGCAUACGUCCAUUAUCCAACGACGCUGUACAUGUGCGAAUUUUGUUCGAAAUCUUUCAAAGAUAAAUCAUAUUACAACAUUCACAGAAAAUUAAUACACUUGAAGCAGUGGACGCCAGUAGAGUGCAAAACUUGUGGCAAGUGGCUAAAAGAUACUAGUUACUUAUCCACCCAUAUGAGGUUGUCUCAUACAACCAGGAACUGGCCGUGUAACAGAUGUGGAAAGGAUUUCUUGACCCAUGUGAAUCUACAAUCGCACAUCCGCGCCAGUCACAAGGAAAGGAAUUUUCCGUGCAACGUCUGCGGAAAAUGUUUUUUCGUUAAAUCAAGUUUAAAGGAACAUUUGACCUCGCAUACCGGUGGGUAUCUCUAUACCUGUUCACACUGUCCAAAGAGGUUCAACUCGUACGCUAAUAUGAUUUCGCACAAGAAAAAAAUGCAUUUUUUGGAGUGGAAAAAAGAACGUGAACAGUAUCGAAAUCGAUAUAAUCCAACCCACAUAGCUGAAGGAGCUGAAAAAGUGGAAUAUCAGGAAUGCUUAGAGUUGGAAGCAAAAACGCCUGAAGCAGGAAAAACAUUGUUGUGAUGACUUUGUGAGGAGCGAGCCACAAGACCAAGAGACAGUUUAUCCCGAAAUUAGCCACGAAAAAAUCGAAUAGAAUUAAGGUUAAAUAAAUGCAAUACAUUGCAUAUAAAUCAGCAAA
This is a messenger RNA of Anopheles bellator, 1771 nucleotides long. Its product is annotated as zinc finger protein 70-like. The coding region runs from base 7 to 1653 and encodes 548 amino acids. Gene Ontology annotation, molecular function: zinc ion binding; RNA polymerase II cis-regulatory region sequence-specific DNA binding; DNA-binding transcription factor activity. Gene Ontology annotation, cellular component: nucleus. Lineage: Eukaryota; Metazoa; Arthropoda; Insecta; Diptera; Culicidae. The transcript is spliced from 4 exons. The record is from RefSeq and is a predicted model, not a curated record. Gene Ontology annotation, biological process: regulation of transcription by RNA polymerase II.